Messenger RNA from Paramecium octaurelia, 600 nucleotides. The record is from the annotation of a GenBank genome assembly. Lineage: Eukaryota; Ciliophora; Oligohymenophorea; Peniculida; Parameciidae.
AUGUAAUAAAAUUAAUUAGUAUAAACUGAAUAAAACAUACUACAAUAAACCUAAUCUGAGUAUGAACAUCUUACACCUAAAUAUACUUAAUUGAAUUAAUAAAUUACAUCCGUAAAAAAACAAAAGUAAUAAUUGGUCAAGAAAUUACAAUAAGUUCACCGUCAUUAGAAGAUUUUUACAGAAUUCAAUUUGAUGUAUCACUAACCGACAUAAAAACUGAUCUCUAGUCCUAUAGAAGGCAGAGCCUUACUAAAUAAUUUAAUAUUUCCGAGCAACUCAAAAAUGUUAUUAAAUCUGAUAGAUUUAAGACAGGAACAAACUAACUAAAAGGAGAAUUAAUUGACAAGUAGAAAAAGAUUUUAUGUCUAAUCUUAAUAAGAAUUAAAGGUUUAGAAAAUUGAAUAAAAUUCAUAAAUCUAAAAUGUUAAAUUUCCAUUAAAUAAAUAGAACAAGUUUAUUUAACAAGAUUAAAAUAUAACCAAAUAAUUCAAACGAAGUAGAUAUAUCUCCUUGUAGAUGUCUCGGACAUCGUGUUAAUUAUCAAUCAAUGGAACUUAAAGUAUAGUAACAAGCAGAGAUGUUACACCAAAAAAAAAAUGA